CUCAUUUCCGGGUCUGUCAUGUGACUCUCCGGCUGCAUCAUGGCGGAAGCAGAGGGGCAGGAAACUGAGUCUCUCGAAGAAUCUACAGAUGAGUCUGAGGAAGAAGAAAGUGAGGAGGAACCCAAACUGAAGUAUGAAAGGCUUUCCAAUGGGGUAACUGAAAUCCUUCAGAAGGACGCGGCUGGCUGCAUGACUGUCCAUGACAAGUUUUUGGCACUGGGCACACAUUAUGGCAAGGUUUAUUUACUUGAUGUCCAGGGGAACAUCACUCAGAAGUUUGAUGUAAGUCCUGUGAAGAUAAAUCAGAUUAGCCUGGAUGAAAGUGGAGAGCACAUGGGUGUGUGUUCCGAGGACGGCAAGGUGCAGGUGUUUGGACUAUAUUCUGGAGAAGAAUUUCAUGAGACUUUUGACUGUCCCAUUAAAAUCAUUGCUGUGAACCCGCAUUUUGUGAGGACCAGCUGCAAGCAAUUCGUGACUGGAGGGAAGAAGCUGCUGCUGUUUGAACGAUCUUGGAUGAGCAGAUGGAAGUCGUGUGUUCUGCACGAAGGGGAAGGGAACAUACGGAGCGUGAAGUGGAGAGGCCAUCUGAUCGCUUGGGCCAAUAAUAUGGGUGUGAAAAUUUUUGACGUCACCUCAAAGCAGAGAAUCACCAACGUGCCCCGGGAUGACAUAAGUCUUCGCCCGGAUAUGUAUCCAUGUAGCCUCUGUUGGAAGGACAGCGUGACGCUGAUUAUCGGCUGGGGGACUUCAGUCAAGAUCUGCUCAGUGAAGGAGCGGCAUGCCAGCGAAAUGAGGGACUUACCGAGUCGAUAUGUUGAAAUAGUGUCUCAGUUUGAAACCGAAUUCUACAUCAGUGGGCUCGCACCUCUCUGUGACCAGCUUGUUGUGCUUUCCUACGUCAAAGAGGUUUCAGAAAAAACGGAGAGAGAAUACCGUGCCAGGCCUCGACUGGAUAUCAUCCAGCCGCUUCCUGAAACCUGUGAGGAGAUCUCUUCGGACGCUCUCACCGUGAGAGGCUUUCAGGAGAAUGAGUGCAGAGAUUAUCAUCUAGAGUACUCUGAAGGGGAGUCACUCUUUUAUAUCGUGAGUCCAAGAGACAUUGUCGUAGCCAAGGAACGGGACCAAGAUGACCACAUUGACUGGCUCCUUGAAAAGAAGAAAUACGAGGAAGCUUUGAUGGCAGCUGAAAUCAGCCAGAAGAACAUUAAAAGACAUAAGAUUCUAGACAUUGGCUUGGCAUAUAUAAACCACCUGGUGGAGAAAGGAGAGUAUGACAUAGCAGCACGCAAAUGCCAGAAAAUUCUUGGGAAAAAUGCAGCACUCUGGGAAUAUGAAGUUUAUAAAUUUAAAGAAAUUGGACAGCUUAAGGCUAUUAGUCCUUACUUGCCAAGGGGAGACCCAGUUCUGAAACCACUCAUCUAUGAAAUGAUCUUACAUGAUUUUUUGGAAAGUGAUUAUGAGGGUUUUGCCACUCUGAUCCGAGAAUGGCCUGGAGAUCUGUACAAUAAUUCAGUAAUUGUUCAAGCAGUUCGGGAUCACCUGAAGAAAGAUAGUCAGAAUAGGACCCUACUCAAAACCCUGGCAGAACUGUACACCUAUGACAAAAAUUAUGGCAAUGCUCUGGAAAUAUACUUAACAUUAAGACAUAAGGAUGUUUUCCAAUUGAUCCACAAGCAUAAUCUUUUCAGUUCUAUCAAGGAUAAAAUUGUUUUAUUGAUGGAUUUUGAUUCUGAGAAAGCUGUUGACAUGCUUUUGGACAAUGAAGAUAAAAUUUCAAUUAAAAAGGUAGUGGAAGAAUUAGAAGACAGACCAGAGUUGCAACACGUGUAUCUGCAUAAACUUUUCAAGAGAGACCAUCAUAAGGGGCAGCGCUACCACGAAAAGCAGAUUAGCCUUUAUGCUGAGUAUGAUCGACCAAACUUACUUCCCUUUCUCCGAGAUAGUACCCAUUGCCCACUUGAAAAGGCUCUUGAGAUCUGUCAACAGAGAAACUUUGUGGAAGAGACAAUUUAUCUUCUGAGCCGAAUGGGCAAUAGCCGAAGUGCCCUGAAGAUGAUCACGGAGGAGUUGCACGAUGUUGAUAAAGCGAUUGAAUUCGCCAAGGAGCAAGACGACGGAGAACUCUGGGAAGACCUGAUUUUAUAUUCCAUCGACAAACCGCCAUUUAUUACUGGCUUACUAAACAACAUUGGCACGCACGUAGACCCAAUUCUCCUGAUUCAUCGUAUUAAGGAAGGAAUGGAGAUUCCCAAUUUGAGAGACUCCUUGGUUAAAAUUCUGCAAGACUACAAUUUGCAAAUCCUGCUUCGUGAAGGCUGCAAGAAGAUUCUCGUAGCCGACUCUUUGUCCUUACUGAAGAGAAUGCACAGGACUCAAAUGAAAGGCGUUCUGGUCGAUGAGGAAAACAUCUGUGAGUCGUGCCUUUCCCCUAUUCUUCCGUCAGAUGCCGCUAAGCCCUUCAGCGUGGUGGCCUUCCACUGCCGCCACAUGUUCCACAAGGAGUGCCUGCCCGUGCCCAGCAUGAAUUCGCCCGCACAGUUCUGCAACAUCUGCAGCGCCAAGCACCGCGGACCAGGAAGUGCCAUCUUGGAGUUGAAGAAAUAGCCCGGUUCAGCUGGUCACCCCUCCUCCCCAUGCUCUCCAAGACUGUUUUUGCAACAGUGGCAGCGUUCAUGGACACCAACGCUGUUCAGAGAUUUGUGCGUGUUUAGGUCACGCUCAGAAGAGGUGUGUUCAUCUUUGCCUGCCUGCUCGAGGCUUCUCUCUGCAGGUGACAUUAGGGUCCCCCCCCCGUCCCUGCCUGGGGCUCACACUCCACACUCGGUCGGUCGUUGGCUGGGUUCGUUCUUUAGGAAUGGAAGGGAAGGGAGCGGGGUGGAAGUGAGGUUCUGGACCUAGCGAGGCUUUCUGGCCAUCGAGUGCACUGCCGCGAGCUGUCCCCGCUGCCUGGGCGCAGCUCCAGGACCUUCCCGGCAACUUGGACCUGUUUCCACGGCCUCUGCUUAAUCAGCCCUCCCAUUCUGGGGGUGCUUUGGUUUAUGGCAUCAGCUGUGCUUCUCUUCUUAAUAGGCAUCUAAUGAAACACUGUGUAAAUUGUCACUUAGUCAAGGACAUCUGGGAAUACCAGGUGCAGGCUGAUGUCAUGCUGUU
Messenger RNA from Neofelis nebulosa (Clouded leopard), 3150 nucleotides. RefSeq names its product VPS41 subunit of HOPS complex (gene VPS41). The record is from RefSeq and is a predicted model, not a curated record. NCBI's taxonomy places the organism in Eukaryota, Metazoa, Chordata, Mammalia, Carnivora, Felidae. Gene Ontology annotation, molecular function: protein binding. The coding region runs from base 40 to 2604 and encodes 854 amino acids. Gene Ontology annotation, cellular component: late endosome; HOPS complex. Gene Ontology annotation, biological process: vesicle-mediated transport; macroautophagy; cellular response to starvation. The transcript has 29 exons.